GUGCAAAAUUGUGGGUUUCUAAAAACAAAAAAAAACAAGUCUAGCGUGAAACUGAAUAAAUAAAAAAUAAUUAAAAAAUUCAUAUAUAAACCCCCUAAAGCUUGGUAAAAAUCAACUUCAUCUCCUCUCCUUCCCUCAAAAAUUCCAAAAAAUCCAAAAGCAUCAAAAAAUGUCCAAAACAUUUUUAAUCUUAACCUUCACCAUUUGGCUACUUUCCUCAACUACUGCUACUAAAAAUAAGUCUAAUGGUCUACUUGACGAAUUAUUAGAUUUGGAACUAGCUAAGAAGCUAGUUAAAGAGAUUAAUUUAAAAGCUGCUGGAAUAUGGACAGCCUCAGUUAACGAAUUGAGUCGUUUGCCGUUGGCAAAGCAAAAGAUCCUUUGUGGAGUUAAACUCAGUGCUGAAGUAAAAAUAAACAAAACUGAAGCAGAACCCCCAAAGUUUGAUACAAAACCAGGCUGUGAAUGCUUCCCAAAAGUUGAUUUUGACGCCAGAACUAACUGGUCUGGAUGUUCUCAAAUAAUUGGACGAAUUCAAAAUCAAGGCCAAUGUGGCAGUUGUUGGGCUGUCUCAACCGCUUCUGCCUAUACUGAUCGUUACUGUAUUGCUAGAGCCAAGAAGGGACAGAAUUCCCCAUCAAAUGAUGCUGGUUAUCAAUUUUCUGCUUUAGACGUGCUUACAUGUUCAAUGCAAGGAGAUGGUUGCCGUGGUGGCUGGCCUUAUAGUGCUUGGCAGUGGAUACAAACUAAGGGGGUUUGUACUGGAACUGAUUAUACUUGGAAAAGUGGAUGCAAACCUUAUCCUUUCUCACCGAACCAAGCUGGGCCGGCCCCUCCUUGUAUGUCGUCAUGCACAGCAAGUUGGAGAACCGCUUAUCCACAGGAUAAACAUAUGGGAACAUCCUCUGGUGCACUUUAUGGAAAUCAAGCAACUGUAGCAGCCAUACAAAGAGAAAUACAAACAAAUGGGCCUGUUGUUACUGUUUUCCUUGCCUAUCAGGAUUUUAUGUCCUACAGAUCUGGAGUCUAUUUCAGAACAACCAAUCAACGUGUAGGAUAUCACGCUGUUAGAGUCCUUGGAUGGGGGACGCAAACUUGUGGGAGCCAAAAAAUUGACUUUUGGAUAGCGGCGAAUUCGUGGGGUACUAAUUGGGGGGAAGCUGGGUUCUUCAAAAUCCGUCGGGGAGUGAAUGAAGUUGAAUUUGAAAAAUCAGAAAUUUCUUAUGGAAUUCCUAAAGUGUAA
This is a messenger RNA of Meloidogyne enterolobii, 1243 nucleotides long. Lineage: Eukaryota; Metazoa; Nematoda; Chromadorea; Rhabditida; Meloidogynidae. The record is from the annotation of a GenBank genome assembly.